UGCUUUCUGCAUCUAUUCAGGCAAAGAAAAAAGAAGAAUGGAUGAAGGAAACUGCUCCUCCAUCACUGAAUUUAUUCUACUGGGAAUCACUGAUGACCCUAGCAUGAAAGUGGUUCUAUUCAUUUCAUUUCUUAUCAUCUAUCUCAUUAUUCUUGUGGCAAAUAUUGGAAUUAUUGUUUUGAUCAGAAUAGAUCCUCAGCUUCACACACCAAUGUACUUCUUCCUCAGCCAUCUCUCUUUCUCAGACCUCUGUUAUUCCACUGCUGUUGGACCAAAGAUGCUGGUAGAUUUACUGGCCAAACACAAAUCUUUAUCUUUUUUGGGCUGUGCAUUACAGUUUUUCUUUACCUGUGUCUUUAUAGAUGUUGAGUGUGUGCUGCUGGCAGUGAUGGCCUUUGAUCGGUACAAGGCCAUCAGCAAUCCCCUGAUGUAUGUUGUAGACAUGUCCAGUAGAUUUUGUUACCAGCUUCUGGCUGGAGUUUAUGUAUUAGCAAUGAUAGAUACUCUGAUGCAAACUAUAAUAACCUUUGGGUUGUGUUUCUGUAGGUCAAAUGAGAUUAAUCAUUUCUUCUGUGAUCUUCCACCUAUUCUGUUAUUAUCUUGCUCAGAUAUAUAUGUCAAUGAAUUAGCAUUGUUUGUGUUUUCUGGGUUUGUUGAGUUGUGCACUAUUUCAGGACUUCUUGUUUCUUACAGUUACAUUAUUGCAUCAGUCUUGAAGAUCAGCUGUGAUGAGGGCAGAUUCAAAGCUUUCUCCACUUGUGCCUCCCACCUGACUGCAGUUGCAAUUUUUCAGGGAACUCUGCUCUUUAUGUAUUUCCGGCCAAGUUCUUCAUACUCCUUAGAUCAAGAUAAAACAACCUCAUUGUUUUAUACCCUGGUGAUACCUAUGCUCAACCCUCUGAUUUACAGCCUGAGAAACAAGGACGUGAAAGAAGCCCUGUACAAACUGAGAAAUAAAAGGUCAUUUAAAUAAUUGUUUUAUAUUUGUAUAUGUGCAAGAUAUAGUAGGAGUGAUUGUUG
Mus musculus (house mouse) is the source of this 1020-nucleotide messenger RNA. It is a transcript of the gene Or5w16, whose product is annotated as olfactory receptor family 5 subfamily W member 16. The coding region runs from base 38 to 973 and encodes 311 amino acids. The transcript has a single exon. Gene Ontology annotation, biological process: detection of chemical stimulus involved in sensory perception of smell; G protein-coupled receptor signaling pathway; signal transduction. Gene Ontology annotation, molecular function: G protein-coupled receptor activity; olfactory receptor activity. Gene Ontology annotation, cellular component: plasma membrane; membrane. The record is from RefSeq and is marked validated. Lineage: Eukaryota; Metazoa; Chordata; Mammalia; Rodentia; Muridae.